Molecule: messenger RNA, 926 nt
Organism: Caenorhabditis angaria
Lineage: Eukaryota; Metazoa; Nematoda; Chromadorea; Rhabditida; Rhabditidae
Source: the annotation of a GenBank genome assembly
AUGUCAAUCCAAGAUGAACCAUUGGAUUUAUCAACAACUGCAAAAGAAUCGAAUUCAACACUGACUGAAGAACAAAUUCAAAUGGCAUUACUUGAAAUGUAUACUCAAUAUAUGAAUGAACAAUUUGUAGCAAUAUUAGAAGGUUUGAAAAAAGAUGAUGAGGAGAAGAAUGUUGAGGAAUCUCUAAUUGUUGUCGAUGAUCAAGAUCAAGAUGAAAAUCAAAUGAAAACAUCGAAGAAGAAAAAGGAGAAAAAACAUGUGGAAGUUUCAAAGAAAAAAGAUCGGUUUUAUGAAAGAAGGUGGGUGGCCUAUUUAGAAGAAAAGAAGAAGACCUGUAAGGAAAUCCUAUGUAUAAGGAAUUGUUAUGAUGAACAUCAAGAUCUAAACAUAUGAACAGGAAUGCUUAUAUUCCUAUAGGAACAAAAGGAAAAUUAUUUUUUUCAGCAGUUUUUAGAUUAGGAAAAGUGUUUUGAACAAAAAAAUGUAGUUCAAUGUAAAAAUCGAAAACGUGACCGUGGCAAUUUCAAAGUUAUUUCAAAUCAAAAUUUUGAAUAAAAAAUAAGAAAUGAUUUAAUUUCUUUUUUGAGAAAUGAAAACGUGAAAUUCAGUUUUUUUCACGAGUUGAUUUUUAAAAUAUUAGCUCACGAUUUUUAAAAAAUGACCUUAUUUCAAAAAUAUUCAUUUUUUUCAGAUCUGAAGCAAAUGCUCGAGAACGAAAUCGUGUUCAACAAUUAUCAAAAAUGUUCGACAAUCUUCGAGAAUGUCUUCCAAUUCAAGAAGAACUCAAAAUUUCGAAACUUUCCACUCUGAAAGUUGCAACAGCUUAUAUCGACUUUCUCGCGAAUCUUCUAAAUAAUCAAAAUGAUAACGAAUCAAAAAAUCGGCUGACAAGAGAACUUGAAAGUGCAAAAACGUUACGAAAAUAA